Messenger RNA from Nerophis lumbriciformis (worm pipefish), 513 nucleotides. Lineage: Eukaryota; Metazoa; Chordata; Actinopteri; Syngnathiformes; Syngnathidae. The record is from RefSeq and is a predicted model, not a curated record.
AUGUCCACGGGCUCCCUGAGCGACGUGGACGACGAGCUGCUGGACGGCAUCCUCAAGUUGACCUCCAGCGCCGAGGAGAGCUCCAACGGCGAGGGCCGAGUGCCGCCCGCUAAGCGGCGCAGGACGGCGGCGCGCAAGGCCGCGUCGCGCCGCGCCUCCGCGGCGGAGGACGAAGACGGCAGCGGGACCUUGCGGGAGGGCAAGCAGGUGCAACGCAAUGCGGCCAACGCGAGGGAGAGGGCCCGCAUGCGGGUCCUGUCCAAAGCCUUUUCGCGGCUCAAGACGUCCCUGCCGUGGGUGCCGGCCGAUACCAAGCUAUCCAAGUUGGACACCUUGCGGCUGGCGUCGAGUUACAUCGCCCACCUCAGGCAAGUUCUGGCCAACGACAAGUACGAGAGCGGAUACGUCCAUCCUGUCAACCUGACGUGGCCCUUCAUGGUGGCGGGCAAGCCGGAAAGCGAUCUGAAGGAGAUGCUGAGCUCCACGCGUUUAUGCGGGACCACCGCGUCGUGA